This is a messenger RNA of Knipowitschia caucasica, 2292 nucleotides long. The record is from the annotation of a GenBank genome assembly. Lineage: Eukaryota; Metazoa; Chordata; Actinopteri; Gobiiformes; Gobiidae.
AUGCUGGUGCUGCUGCAGGAAAGGUCAGUGGAGUGGCUGAAGAACGAGGAGGUGAUAGAUCCGGCCGACGACAGAAACUUCUACAUCACCAUCGACCACAACCUGAUCAUCAAACAGGCGCGGCUCUCGGACACCGCCAACUACACCUGCGUCGCCAAGAACAUCGUGGCCAAGCGCCGCAGCACCACGGCAACCGUCAUUGUCUACGUGAACGGCGGCUGGUCCACGUGGACGGAGUGGACCGUGUGCAACAGUAAGUGCGGCCGCGGGUACCAGAAACGGACCAGGAGCUGCACCAACCCCGCCCCACUGAACGGGGGCGCCAUCUGCGACGGACAGGGCAUUCAGAAGCUGGCCUGCAACCCCAUGUGUCCAGUGGAUGGCCUGUGGACUGAGUGGAGUAAGUGGUCGACCUGUGGGACGGAGUGCACCCACUGGAGACGGAGGGAGUGCAACGCCCCAGCGCCCAAAAACGGGGGCAAGGACUGUGAGGGCCUGGUGCUCCAGUCCAAGAACUGCACCGAUGGGCUGUGUAUGCAGAGUUCCUCAUUUCAGAAGUCCUCAGAGCCAAAAGACACGGGUCAGUUGGGAUCUCCAUUGGCCCCCAGCACUGACGACGUGGCCCUGUACGUGGGGAUCGUCAUCGCCGUCAUCAUGUGUUUAGUGAUCUCCGUUGCCGUGGCGCUGUUCGUUUACAGGAAGAACCACCGCGACUUCGACUCCGACAUUAUGGACUCGUCUGCGCUGAACGGGGGAUUCCAGCCCGUCAGCAUCAAGACGGCCCGCAAAGCGGAUCUCCUGACCGCGCCCCCAGACCUCACCUCCGCCGCCGCCAUGUACCGUGGCCCGGUCUACGCCCUCCACGACGUCAGUGACAAGAUCCCCAUGACCAACUCCCCGCUGCUGGACCCUCUGCCCAACCUGAAGAUCAAGGUCUACAACUCCUCUGGCCUGGUGACCCCGCAGGACGACCUGGGGGGAGAGCUCUCCUCCAAACUCUCCCCCAAGUUACCCCAUAGUCUCCUGGACAGCAGCGACACCAUCAACCGGCGAAACCAGACCCUUAUGCGCACCAGGGACCCCUCCUGCACCGCCGUGGGCUCCUUUAGCUCCCAGGGCGGCCAUCUUAUCGUGCCCAACUCAGGGGUGAGUCUGCUGGUCCCAGCGGGCGCCGUCCCUCAGGGUCGGGUCUAUGAGAUGUAUGUGACUGUUCAGAGGAAGGACAACAUGAGGCCUUCGGUCGAGGAGGGACAGACCGUGCUGAGUCCCGUGGUGAGCUGUGGGCCCCCAGGAGCCCUGCUGACGCGGCCCCUGAUUCUCACCAUGCAUCACUGUGCGGUGUGUGACGGACAACAGGACUGGCUCAUCCAGCUCAAGAACCUGUCCCCACAGAACCAGUGGGAGGAUGUGGUGGUGGUGGGGGAAGAGAACUUCACUACGCCGUGCUACAUCCAGAUGGACGAUGAGGCGUGCCACAUCCUGACGGAGACCCUGGGGACCACGUGCCUGGUGGGGCAGGCCCUCAGCGCCUCCACCACCAAACGCCUCAAACUCGCCAUCUUCGGCCCCGUCACGUGUCCCGCCCUGGAGUACCACAUCCGGGUCUACUGCCUGGACGACAACCAGGACUCCCUGAAGGAAGUUCUACAAAUGGAAAAACAAAUGGGAGGAAAGUUAUUGGACGAACCAAAGACCCUCAACUUCAAAGACAGCACCCACAACCUGAGGUUGUCCAUCCACGACGUCAUCCACACCUCCUGGAAGAGCAAACUGGUGGCCAAGUACCAGGAGCUGUCGUUCCAGCAGGUGUGGACAGGUUCUCAGAGGAACCUUCACUGCUGCUUCACACUUGAGCGCUUCUCUCUCAGCACCGUGGAGCUGAGCUGCAAGGUCUGUGUCCGGCAGGUGGAAGGAGAGGGAGAGAUCUUUCAGCUGGACACCACACUCUCAGAGGAGUCUCAGAGCAUCGACACGUCUCUUCUGGACCCGGCGAGUAACAUCACGGCACUCAUUGGACCGAACGCCUUCCGGAUCCCGGUCUCCAUCCGACAGAAGUUAUGUGGAAGUUUGGACGCUCCGCAGACGAGAGGCAACGAUUGGAGGAUGCUGGCCCACAAACUCAACCUGGACCGAUAUCUGAACUACUUUGCCACGAAGUCCAGUCCCACGGGGGUCAUCCUGGACCUGUGGGAGGCCCAGCACUUCCCCGACGGAAACCUCAGUCGUCUGGCUCAGGUGCUGGAGGAGAUGGGCCGCCAUGACACCCUGGGCCUCUCCAACACGGACCACUGA